AUGAGAAGCGUCAAGAGAACCAAGAGUGGCGAUGAUGCUACCAGUAAAGUUACCCCCAAUAAUAAUAAAAGUCCUGCCAAGAAAAACACUCCUACCAAUGGCGGUGGUGGCGUGAUGGGAUGGAGUGAUACCCAUCGACUCUUGUUUGCCGGAAUGAUUUUAUUCAUUUUUGUCGAUCAUUUCUAUCUACGAUCGCAGUUGAUUGUUGUGUCGCAGUCCGUAGUGGCCAAUAAUAAUGCGACACGGAAUAUUCAUAAUCAUUCCACAGCAGCAGCAGUACAAGAACAACGCAGAGAAGAAGAAAAAGAAACUACUUCUACGAGUACAAUCACUACACCAGCUGAUACAACCACUACGACAACAUCCGAAAAAGAGGCAAUAGUGGAAACUGAAAAAGCUCCUGUUGUUCCAGCUGUGCCAGUACAAGAAACAGAAACAACGACAACUACUCCCACAGAACCAAUCUAUUUGACACCAUCACAACGACGAAAUCGAAAAAAAUGGGAACGGCAAAAAAGAGCACAACAGCAACAGCAACAGCAGCAGCUACAAGAAGACUCUGCUGCUGUUCCACCACCCGAGUCAAUCACCACUACUCCAGAAUCAACAACCGACACGACUGUCAGUACACCCCAGUCAAUCAACACUCCAGAAACAGAAUCAGCAGGAGCACCUCCUAUGGAAACAGAACAGCUGGCUACAACGACAGAAACCAGCUUACCAGCAGACAUACCGGUAACUACAACAGCAGACACAACAACUCUUGGUACAACCGAGGCAAUCACCACAUCUCCAGAAUCAGCAGAAACAGCUGCAGCAGAUACGGACAGUACAUUGUCUGCAGAAGCUCCUUCUAUAGAAACAGAACAGCCAGCUACAACUACGGAAACCAGCACAGCAGAAGACGCAACUCCUGUUGUGGAGCCACCACCGGUUGACACAACUACGGUUCCCCCACCUCCUCCUCCUGCUGCAAAAAAGCCAAAGAAGAAGAAAAAGGGACGACGAGGGAGAAACAAAAAGGAAAACAACCCCCCUCCAGUGGAGCAAGAGCCUCCACAACAAGAACAACAACAGCCAAUCAUGACACUACUCAGCAAUAAUGCAGAUCUUGAAAACAUGCAAGCUCUCUCCAACAUGACGGGUGUACCAAUGCCCACGGAACAACAGCUGACUCCCGAGACCAAAAUGAUAUUCUUGAAAGACACCAUCUAUUGGCUGCUCCGACACAACGAAGCAAAACAGCUUGACGACAACAACAGCAACAAUAGCAAUAAUAUCCGUGUGCCCACAAUUCCCAAGGAAAAGGAUACAUUCAUGGGGGUCACUCUGGGUCAGCUGAAAAAGUAUCACCCAGCUAUAUUCCAGCGAAUGGAUGCCGUCACUCUGGUGACAAUCUUGCAAGAUAUUGAGUUGGCAAGUGGAAACAGAACGACAUCAACAACAACGACUACGACGGAUCCAGCCUCCACGACCACUUCGAAUGCAUCCUCCACGACGACUACCCCCGCUGAUAUGGUGGAUGCUACAAAAGAGACUACCAAUCCCAUUGCCACCACCACCAGCAUGCCAAAUAAUACUACUACCAGCCCUCCAAGUACUAUUACUACUACUGCCUACCGAACCACCAACAGCCACAACGACCGCUUGGUGGCCCAAAUCAACAACUACCAUGCCGAUCAUAAUAAUGGAACCUACAACUACAACUACACCCAAUUGGAACUCCAGCAUUAUCAAAAUCAUUUCAACAAACUCAUGAGAUUGCGAAAAACUGAUAUUCAAGUCUUUGAAGCACGGGGAGGAUGGAAGUUCUUUUUUGAACACGUUGAUGCCUACAUGGUCAGUUCCAAAGAUCUCGACUAUCAUUUGGAACAAAAACAGGUCGUCACCAACCACGAUUCUCCUGUGCUCGGCAAUCGACUAAACAAUCAUCUCAUUCAUGUUCCCAAACACAAGACAAGCUUGUGUCAUGCGGCCAGAAUCUUUAAUCAGUUUCGUGAACACCCGGAUACGAUUGCGCAGAACAAAUCCUGGCCACAUGUCUUGCUGUUUGGACUGCAUGAAGACAAUGGUGGAUUGAGUGGCAAAAUCAAUGGAGAAACAGUUGGAUUCAAUCGAGACGGGGAAUGGAAAAAGGCGGGUUGCAAGCCCAGGGAUAUUAUCAAGUAUUUGGAUCAUCCUGAUACCAUUGCCGCCAUUACUUGCCAGUGGCAUUUUCGCAUCGACCAUCCCAAAACGUACUCAAUAGCACUAGGUAUGCGUUUCCGUACACAAGCCGAAGCAGCCUACAGUGUAAUCAAGAAACUGAAACCACCCACAGAUCCCUCGUGGAAUCAUCGGCCACGAAAACUCAUGUUGAACUUUAAUGUUCGGGGUGGCAAUCGAGAACGAGCCAUGCAGCAGAUUCGAACUAACUUUGUCAAUUCGACCAGUGUCAGCACGCAGCAAUCCUGGGGUGGCAGCCCCAAGCGCAAUCUAGAGGGAUACUUUGAGCAACUGUCAGAGGCCAAAUUCAUUCUGAGUCCUGGUGGAGCUGGCUUUGACUGUUAUCGAAACUGGGAGGCCCUUUUCAUGGGAGUGGUUCCAAUCAUUGAAAUGGUGGGAAGAAGCCCUGAUGGAUGGCUUCGGACUUUCAAUGAUUUGCCAGUGCUAGUAGUGGAAAGCUUUGCAGAUUUGACACCAGAGAUGUUGGAAGAAAAGUACCUUCAAGUUUUGCAGAGCUGGCAUUUGUUCAACUGGGAGAAGCUGACCUUUCAUUGGUGGAUCCAUUGGGUUUACCAGUUUUUGGAGGACAACAAUCUUCCCUACACGAGACCCAACGCUGGCAAGCCUACUUGGGGAAUCAGUAAAGUUGGAGGCUCACUGAUCAAGUAG
This is a messenger RNA of Seminavis robusta, 2874 nucleotides long. NCBI's taxonomy places the organism in Eukaryota, Bacillariophyta, Bacillariophyceae, Naviculales, Naviculaceae. The record is from the annotation of a GenBank genome assembly.